CAACGUGUCUGGAAUUCAGUGAGUGUCAUUUUUCAAAUUGAUCUGUAAACCAAACCCGUCAACAUGAUGUGAACAGAACUCCGCAUCCGCUUCUAGGGAAGAAGGCUGCAGCAGCCACUCCGCUCUCCCACCGAGCGGUUGGGAAGUGCCGCAGGAGCUUCCUGCGGAGGCCGAGCCCACUGGCAGUCUUGAUGAAGGCAGUUGGUGGCAGAUGGGCUUCGAGAUGUCGACGGGAUUAGGACGAUCGUGUUCUUCUUGCGGCGCAUCUUCUCAACAACGUAAACCCAAUUUCUUCACUACGAGAAAUCACAGCGGCUCAGUAGGUCGUGCUCCUUCACGACUGGCCGCGAAAAGUAGUACAAGUAGAAGAUCAUGGAGGUGGCCUAUUUCUCGGUCAAGCGCCGCGCGUCUGUCACCUGGCCAGCAACAGGACGAAAAUGGGUAAAGGCCUUCGUCGGUCGUGUGAUCAUCGAAAGUCUCCUCCUAGCACCACAUCACGCACACUCAGCCGCGAUUGUGCGACGUCAACAUCAGGAGGAAUUUCGGAGUAGUUUCGGGAAUGAGGAGGCCGAAGCGGAGUCAGAAGCUGAGGCUUGGAUUAAUGGUAAAGAAAGGUUGGACGCGUUUUAUUGAAUCAUUUUCAACAUCAUGAUCUUCAUCUUGUCUUUCUCGGCACUUUGAGAACUUGGACGACAGAACAAACUCCGCUUUUUUGUUGUGUAGUCACUGUGGUGCUAGUGCACUAGCAAUAUCAAAUUCAAAAACCACCCACUUCCCCGCCCCUCGCAGCUCCCAACAUCCAGUCGCGGCAACUGUCGAAGCCGUUUUUGAAGCCCCGUAGUUGCUACGAGGUCACGACAAAAUCCACAGCAGACCCGAAUGAACGCGCCCCUGCCCUGCAAUUCCCCGCCGCCCAGGGCUUCCCCGGCGGACUGACCAUCGUCGGCACCGAACUAGUGAUUCCGACGGACCGCGGCGCCAUCUGGUUUGUCCAGCUGCCUAUGCAUUGCAAAAGUAUCGUAGUACUCGUAGUAAUUGCAAUCAUGCAUUACACAUUUUUUUCUGAAGCUAAAUCCGCAUUAUACAAAUUUUAUUUCUCAUGCUGAGGAAAUUUGUAAUGCAUUUAUACGUGUACGAGUGCGAUAGUACUUUUGCAAUGCAUACUGCCGCCGCCGAAACAAAUCGUGCCGCCGAAAAACGCGACUGCGGAAGAAGAGGCGGAGAAACUGAAAUUAGCUGGGUUGCUGAAGGCGAAGUUUCCCAGGACGGAUGAGUUUUUUUUGUUUGGAACCAACGAGACAGUGAACACAACGAGUUAUGCAUUGCAAAAGAUGAAAUAGUAUCGUACUCGUACUAAUUGCAGACAUGCAUGACAAAUCGCCUUCCUUAGCUAAAACAGCAUUACAAAUUUGUUCAUCUGUCAACAUGCAGCUAAGGAAACUUGUAAUGCAAUUUAUACUUCUAGUAGUGCGAUGCUUUUGCACUUCAUACGAGCUCUACGACCACAACUACUACCACAACAAUCGCAACCACGUCAACGGCGGAGACGACCGCGUGUCCGGCGGACGGGUCUAUCCCCUGGUGUGUGCGGUCCGAUUUGACCUUUUUCGACAGUGGCACGGUUUUCACCGGCGCCGCAGCGGACCACGGAAGCUGGAGCGAGUGGGACUUUUCGCAAAUCACGAAGACGGUGACCAGCACGGCGGUUCCGCUGCUGUUCACGGGGUUGUCGUACGACCAGACAGAAUAUCAAAUGCAAAAAUGUCUGGGUGAAGGUUGGAAGACUUGUCAUGCAGGUUUUCCUUGACGCGUGAGGUCUGUCAUACGUGACCCACCAUGACAGAUUUUGUCCGACCUCUAUCAUGCCUCGUCUGCAUGAGAAAUCCCGGCCCCUCUCAGUUUGGUCAAAAGUGGACAGCUUUUCUUGGUAAUCUUGCAACACAGAUUUUUGCACUAUCCAGAAUCAGCAUGGCAAGUUGCAACCUUCUAGACCCAGACAUAUUUGCAUUUAAUACAGAAGCCUUAGCCACCGCGAACGCCAACGCGAACAAACUUGUCUUUCCGGGGAACAUAGGCAUCGCAAAAGUAUAUCUACUAGUAUAAAUCGCAUGACAAGGCUCUUCAAGAAGAGUGGAAAUUUGGCAUGCGGAUUUAGGUAUAGAAAGAAGAUCUGUCAUGCACGACUCCGAUUAGUACGAGUACGAAACUUUUGCACAGCAUAGAACAGCAAACCGCAGCGGCGGCUGACGUUGACGCCCUACGGGUUGCGGUAUGAGGGUGCACAACUCCCCCUCCCCCUCAUUUGUAUAGCAUGAACGGCAAUACAAGCAACGCCAGAAAUGUGGUUUUCGCAUGGCAAAUCUGCACGCGGAUUGUAGUGCUGUUCGAGGCUCCCAAAUUUGUCAUGCGGAGUGUGCUUAGAGACAACGUGUGGAUUUGAUAUUUUGCAUUACAAAUGAGGGGAGGGGGACUUGUGCACUGCCAUAUGCGGGCGAUGGUUUUGGAACAGGAGUACAUUUACGACCCCGGGAACGUGUAUGAAAUGCAAAACCACCGUACUAGUUUAAAUUGCAUUACAAAUUAGCUCAGCAUUACAAAUGAAAUUUGUAAUGCUGUUUUACCUUCGGGACGAGAUUUGUCAUGCAUAACAGCGAUUCCUGCGAGUACGAUACUUUUGCAGUGCAUAACGUGACGCAGCUGCCGGCAGGGUCCUCGGGGAAUGAGUUUCAAACCCUGGUGGGGAAGGUAUAGGAUAAAUGAUAAAUCGCCUUUGUCAUGCGGAACAGAGAAUACAACUGGUGCACAUGAACCUGAGCGAUAACAUGAAUGUUGAAGCCAACUGUGUUUGUUAGAAAGGUUCAUUAUACUUCAUCAGGUCCGCGUCGAGGCCGACACGCCGGGUCUCACGCCCAGCGACCUCGACCUUCCUGGCGAAUACGUGAAUAACACUGAUCAAGUGUGGCUGUCCGUGAAGGACGGCGCGAAGCUGGUCUGCUACGACGUGAAGCAAAAGAAGGUGGACAAUUUCGCAACGCUGAACACAGGCAGAGGGUACGACGACUACACCCUCGACGCGCUCACUUUCGGCCAAGUGCUCCACGUGUACGCCGGGACUGCGCCGAAAACCGCGGAUGUUUUGCCUGUUGUGCGCGAAUACGAUGUGAAGGGCAAGUCGAACCAGGGGCCCAGCUACACGCAGCAAUUACUAGGUUAUUUGGCAAACAACACGGCGAACUUACCCGCGGUGACGACAACCGCGGCGCCGCCCUUCAUGGUUUUGGAACAAUUGGACUCGGAAUCUGAAGUGAUGAUGAAACAGGUGAAUUCUAACGCAACAGCAGGAGCAAAUAACGCAUCUUCGACGGGGGCAUCAAAUGGUACUACUGCAGUCUCCGCGGGGGCAGCUGCCCUUGCUGCUGCAAGUGCAACCACCGCCGCGCCUCUCGCCGCCGUUACAUCUCCCCCCGACCCAGCUGCGACGCCAGAGCCCCCGCCCACGAUUGACAUUCCGUUUACCAAAAGACAGUUUUUGACCACCUACGAGAAGUCGGACCCGUUGACCUCCGGGUCCCCCAUUCGCGAGUGGACGACACCGACAAGCGAGUUUUGGGGCGACGCUUACGCUGACAACGGUAAGGCGGAGGACCAGAAGCAGCUUCAAUUCGAGGGGAAGUACGAGCCGGGACAGGAGCCGUGGCGCAGACAGGGAUUGAUCGAGGGAAACGAGCGGGCGAAUUACACUCUGCCAGAAUUCACCGCGUACAAUCCGGGCAACGACAUCGAGAACUCCACGGAAGGACUGCCCGAGCCGUUUCGCUCGGUUUUGUACCCCUUAGCGAAAAUCACGGGGAAGGCGGUGGACAUUACGGGAAAGGAAGUCAACGCGGGAUGGAAAUUGUCCAAACCGUACGUGGAAAAGGGAAUGGAAUACACGGCCGAGUACACUGACUUCGCAAAAGACGAGGCAAUCAAAUACGGCAGUAUCGCGGCCGACAAAACGGCCACUGGCGCUGGUAUCGCGGCGGAGAAAACGGUAGAAGUCGCGGGACAGGCGUACGAUGCCGCGGGACAGGCGUACGAUGCCGUUUUGGGUAAAGCCAGUGAUGUUGGCUCCUCCGGUAAGAUCAAAAUCCCGUUGACGGCGCGGAAAAGGAGGACGGUAAGUGAAAGUGAGCUGGGUUCUGCUCGAAGUGGAGCUGGACAAGAAAGUGCCGGCCAGUCAGUGGCCGAUGCGGUCGCGGAGUCACAAAUAGAGCUGCAGAGCUUAGUGGAAAAGAAACAAGCACAGAAUCCGGCAAGUAGUACAGCUACGGGAUCUUCAACAUCUGGCCCCGCCCGCCGAAUCUCCGCAAUGGCGUACAAUGACGGGUACCUGUUUGUUCACAUGUCGCCCGACGGGAGUGGCAAAUAUGCAUUGCAACAGUAUCGUACGAAGUAUGAAUCGCAUUACAAAGUUUUUCAGAAGGAGAAAUGGAAUUUGUAAUGCUAGUUUGGCUAAGAAACAAAAUUUGUCAUGCAUGAUUGCAAUCACAGUACGAGUGCGAUACUUUUGCAAUGCAUAGCAAAAAAGCGGCGUCGAUUUACGUAUACGAGGCGGAGGAAACGAAGGAGAAAAACGACAUCUACAAAACCCUGCAGACCUUUGUAAACGACACGGAGACCAAUUUUUUGCUGGUAUGCAAUACAAAUUUCCCGUACAUGGACAAGUUGCAUCACAAAUUUCACCAUUUUGGAGUGUAACACUUGUCAUGCUAAACUAGGACCGGAGCCAAGUUUUGUCAUGCAGAGACCGCAUUUGUACGUGUACGGGAAAUUUACUGUGGAUAGCUGGAGGACAAAUUCAACACCAGUUACCGGGUGCCGGCACAGGGCAUCCGCUUCGCCAUGACCACGAGCUUCUUGCAGACCGCGGCAGCUACGACUAGUGGCAGGACGUCGCGUAAAGUAACAACAAGAAGAGCAACAGUAGAAAGGAAGAAGAGGCAAAGAACUUCAUCCUCUUCAUCCUCCAAGAAACUCCUCUCAUCUGCAAUCGCCUUGGCGCAGAAGACGAGUAAAUCACUUGCACACGGCCGCGAAGGUACGACUAGACGCGCAACCAAAGUACUGCAACUAGAGGCACGGCAGGGCCGUCAGAUGAGUAGAACUACGGAAACCACUACCACUAGAUCCCAAGCUCUCGAAACCAACCAAAACAAGAAGCUCGCUCUCCCCGCUAUUCCCUCCUGGGCAAAGAAGCUGACGCGGCAACAGCGGUAUCAAAUGCAAAUAUGUCUGGGUCUGGAAACUUGUGAUGCUAAAAAUGAAUGAUAGACGCACUGCAAUACGUAGUUAUGCAUGACAAAUUUUUUGGCUGCAAUGUCUUACGUAUUUCGCAUGGCAAACUGCGUUUUUUCAUGACAGGUAAGAGGGCUUUUUCGUGCCUAUGCAACACACAUUCCCAAGUCAUGCCAGACAAGCAUGACAAACUUGCAUUCUUCCAGACCCAGACAUUUUGACAUUUGAUAAGAGGUUGGGCCUCGGCAUCGGGCUCGAUCCGAUUGCGGUUUUUCCGGUGCCGAUAGAGGGGAUUGUGGGACUCGUCGCGACGCGGCGGACGCUCAAGGACUUCACGCUGUUCGCGGUGAGUGACCGGGAAAGGAGCCUUUACGCGUAUUGAAAACAAAACGCAUGAAAUAUUCUUGGUUGAUCUUCUUAUGGUUCUUGUGAUUCUUGUGCAUGAAGAAAAAACAUGAAUUUCGAAUUUGUGCCGCUUUCACGUGGUUCUCCGCAAAUUCAGUUCAAAAUUUAGACCAGAAAAUCGGUCGAAGUACAUACUUUUUCGCGCACCCGCUGGCAUGGCGGGCCGAUUUCGUUUCAAUUCGAGGGCGGCGGGAUGCCCUCGCAACACACCCGGCCCGAGGACCUCGCUGCGCCAUGCAGCGGCUCGGGCGUUGUGGCUUGUCAAAGAGAGCCGGGGCGGCCUCCCGGCCUCGAAGCCCGCCCAGAGCGAGAAGCGCCGCCCCGCCAAGCGGCUUUCCCACGGGCCUGGCAAUGUCGGGGCGGUGCGCCGCCGCCAUGUUUUUUGCCGGACGCGCAUGGGCCUGAUUGCCGUAAAGGAGGGGCCGGCCUCCGAAGCAGUAGGGCGCGCGCCCCUUGGGCUGGCCCGGCUUCGGCCCAAGCCAACGCCCCCCAAGUUGGGGGCAAUGAGGGGGGGCCCGGAAGGCGCGCGCGCCCCCCCCUUCGGGGGGGGGGGUAAAAAGGGGGCCGAAUUGGCGUAAUUCUGCUUCCUUUUUAGGGGGGGGCAAAAAAUGGCCUUCCCCCGAUGCUACAGGGGGGGGGCAAAAUGGCCCAGAACCGGGCACAUUUUACCCCCCCCCCAAAAGGGGUAGCGAAUUGGGCGAAUUCGGCCCCCCCCCUUUUCCCCCCCCCGGAAGGGGGGGGGCGUGCGCGCCUUUCAAAGGGCAUGCAGUCCACCCGCCGGCCGGGGCCCCGGAUGGGGGAAGGCGCGCCCGGACGCAGCCAGAGCAAAAGCCUUUCCGGCCCCGGGCGGGCUUCGAGUUGGGGCCCCGGGAUGCACGCCGAGUCGGCUGUGCAUCCCCGCCGUGAGCCUCGCGCGGAUCGGGUGGCGAAGUGUUGGCUGCGUGCCGUCGCCUUCCUAUCCAUGUCAGGCCGACCCUUCCCGGCCCCGGCCGCCCCGCCGCAACGCCGGAGGCCAAUUUUUCCGGGGUAAAGCAGCCCGGAACGCGGUCGCGUCUUCGCACCCCCCAACUUCUCUCCGCCAGUGACCCCCAUUGCACGGGGAUGCGCAAAAAAACAUGUACUUCGACCGAUUUUCUGGUCUAAAAAAUUAGCCCCGCCGAGUAAAAAUCCUAAUCUUCAUCUAUCAGGUUUGACGUGAAUCUGGAUAAGGCACAGGAAGUGAACUGUCCAGACGUGCCGUGGUACAAGCCGGACCCGGUGACGACUCCGGCGCCGACCUGAGGUGAACAGCAGUAGCACGCCAGUUACAGUCAAUUGAAGCUCCUCCUACUGCUGCUCCACGUCCACCAGGAAUUACGUACUUAGUGUGGCUCGCUGCUGGCGACAUUACGUGGGCUGCAAGAUGAACGACGAGAAAUGGGGAGGCUUUGGAGAUGGUGGAAAAAGCAAUGCGUGACUAAAAGACCCUGCGACCUUUUCCACGAGAGCAAAGAAAAAGAUAAACCUCGUCCAGACACACUAAUCAUUCCGAGAAUACAGAGUGGCUGAGUAAACGUUCCAUGUAGGAUUUUGGCUUUCUCAUCCUUAUUCUGUUUCUGAACCAAAACCGCAAGUAGAAGUACGUGUACGAAUCAGCUGAUGCUGGACAUCAACCAGGCGUCACAGUGCACAAUUAUUGAUAAAGGUUUUUUCGUACAAAUUGACAAUGAAAAUUCUCCACGCUAUUUUUUGCAGUCUAAUUUGUUGAUGGAGAUGGAGGGCCUCAGUACCUGCCGCAGAUUUCUUCGUAGAGACGACGUCUCUGCGCCGAUGUUCAAAGGCUUUGAACUGUAACUCUCCACCAUGAAGUAAAGAUCAUUCGAAGAC
Amoebophrya sp. A120 is the source of this 7548-nucleotide messenger RNA. NCBI's taxonomy places the organism in Eukaryota, Dinophyceae, Syndiniales, Amoebophryaceae. The record is from the annotation of a GenBank genome assembly.